Messenger RNA from Protopolystoma xenopodis, 984 nucleotides. The record is from the annotation of a GenBank genome assembly. NCBI's taxonomy places the organism in Eukaryota, Metazoa, Platyhelminthes, Monogenea, Polystomatidea, Polystomatidae.
AUGAAGACUGUCACAAGGGAAGUAUUCUCCUGGGGUGAUAACGAUGAGGGCCAACUUGGCAAUGGUUCUACUACUGCAAUAAGUCAGCCCCGUUUAGUAAAGCAUCUGCACUCUCGACAAGUCAUCCUAGUGGCCUGCGGUUCGGCACACUCAUUUGCCUGGGCCAUUGAUGCCUACUCUGCCAAUUCGAAUUUCACACUCGGGAGUCAGUCAAAGUCUCAUCAGGCCAGCAGUAUUUGGCCACUCCCAGCUCGAGACCCUCCUACUCAAUUUGCCUCCCUCUGGAGGGCAGCCACCCUCGGCCUAACUGAUACUCAGACGACAAACGAGAAUACUACUACAUGCUCCUUCUCGAAAUGCCAUUCAGAGCCUCCUCUCACAGCAAGCCAUGUUUCCUGCGCUGCCAAAACGGAACAUGGCCUGGAUGAUUUUGCAGCUUCUGAUUCAAUAAGUCUACAAGAUUUUGGACAGACCUCUGAUACCUGCCCUUCUUCCCCUUCAAACACAGUUAAAUACUCGCCACUACCCCCUGAUCUUCUCACUUCCCUUGGCCAUGUCCGUCUACAAGCCAGAAUCCGCUUAAGGAAUCGUUUCCUUUUGCUCCAUUGGGUUGGCGGCCUAGUGUGUGGUGGCUAUCUGCCUGUACCUGAUCGCGUCGGCCAUGGUUUGGAUUCUGCUGCCAGCUUGGCACUUCAUCGACAGCGCUCCUCAGCAUUCCACGGAUUUUGGCCCCUACUCGCCCUAGGCAGACGAACAGGUGCUCUUGCUUCUGGAACCCCAAUGGCAACUAACCCUUACUUCGCCUCUUUCAAUAGAAAUGUAGAUGCUUCCCUAGUUAAUCAUUUUAUGUGGCCUUCAGCUGCGGCUGGCUUAGAUGAGCUUAUCGACCCUAGGCGUACCCAAAAUGACGCCAUCGCCACCGAUUCUUGGCUUGACACGUUGUCCAGGAUUAUACUAUCUGCCUCUAAGGUAAGUCUACCUUAA